This is a messenger RNA of Ilyonectria robusta, 900 nucleotides long. RefSeq lists its product as uncharacterized. Bases 1 to 900 code for a protein of 299 amino acids. The record is from RefSeq and is a predicted model, not a curated record. Lineage: Eukaryota; Fungi; Ascomycota; Sordariomycetes; Hypocreales; Nectriaceae. The transcript has a single exon.
AUGGCCAGCUUCGGCUCCCUCCCCACGGAAUUACGCCUCAAGAUAUGGUCCCGCGCCGUCGAACCCCGGGUCGUCUUGUUCGGUGACCUGGUCCAGAACCACCGGUCCUACCCCUUGCCUAGCGUCACUCAACUCAAUAUAGAGGCCCGAACAGAGACCCGGCAAGGGUAUGAGCCCAUCGGCUUUGGCUCAUACUUCGACUUUGACAGAGACAUCCUCGUCUGCGACCACAAGAUUUCGGACCAAGCCCCAGAUCCAUUCCUCGAGGGCCUAGCACCCCGGAUAAAGAGACUGGCAUACUGGGACUGCUUCCCUGACGACGGACGGGUAGAUGGGCCCUAUCAUUAUUCGGUUUACCUUUCCGCAUGUUAUCGACAACGGGAUUUUGGCAAGAUCGAAUUCGACCGGUUUUGGUUUCCCAACCUGGAAGAUUUAUGGAUUGUCAAGGUCGGAGAAAUUGACCCAGCAUGGAUGAUUCACGUCGACAUGGCUGCUCCAUACGAAGCGCGGUUGAAGCAGCUCGCGAAGCAAUUCAGGUAUUGGGUCGACGAGAACAUCAUCGAGAUGUCCACCCUGGACCUGGACGACCCCGAAGCCAGGGGAGUUUUGAACGAGGGCCGUUGUGGGAAGAUGGAUUGUCACGAGCUCAACAAGGAACGCAGCAAAAUGGUUUCCAAGGUCACUUUUAUCGAUGGAAAGUACGAGGCGCCCACGGACGGCAAAGAGUGGGUGCGAAUACUUCCGUGGCACGUCGACGAGGAGAAGGUUAAGGGUAACCGCACAUGCGAGAACAGAAUGCGAUGGGUGCUGGUGGAAAGGAUCCUAACAUUCGACCUACAGUGGGAGGGAUGGAGCGAGUCUGGAUGGGAGAUCAGACGCCAUGGAAGGGGAACAAAGUGA